This is a messenger RNA of Echinostoma caproni, 1377 nucleotides long. The record is from the annotation of a GenBank genome assembly. NCBI's taxonomy places the organism in Eukaryota, Metazoa, Platyhelminthes, Trematoda, Plagiorchiida, Echinostomatidae.
AAGCAGUUACGAACUCCGGUGGAAAAUCCUUUCCGCACAAAACAUAAUCCGAUCGAAUCCCGAGAAUUGACCGUAUCCUCCUCGAUCGCCUCAGUUUUGGACGAUCAAAAACUGUCCCCGGAUUCCAAACCGAGGCAAUCACAUUCCAGUGUUGUACAGCGCCGACCCUCUGUUCUGUAUGAGAUGGCAAUUAUGCGACGUCACUUGGUCACCUCUCGAGAGCAUACAUCCACUAGAACUUCUUCGCAAACAAUCACCACAUCCACACUGGUGUCUCGUUCUGUGUCGCGCACAGGCACUACUGUUCCGAAUGUCAAUCGUUCGAACAAGAGCUCCACAGUUGCUGUUAUGAAACCUCUGCCGAACAUGGCCAAUGUUCUUCGACCGGUCGUCCGGAAGCCGAAACAAGACAACACAUUGUGGUACAUUUUUGGCGUGAUAGAGGCAUCAGUUCUCGGUGUUCUGUUUUGGUUGUUUUUUACGGGCGAAGUGGAUCCGGUUUCCUUCAAACUAACUGCAGUGAAGGAAGUGCCUGCAUCAGCAGUGCAGAAUGCUCGUCUGUCCGAUAUCUCCCAAAUUAAUAUCGGCCCACAUUAUGGAGCUGAAAGCAUUGUUUACGUAAAUGGCACUCUGUAUACAGGUACAGCAGACGGGAAGAUCUUACGAAUAACGGACUCUAAAGUGCAGGUUGUGCAUGAUAUGCGUAGUGCGGCUUGUGGCUCACUAUCCUGUGGUCGCCCUUUGGGUAUGCGUUUGUCCCAAGACCAUAAGAGCAUAGUGUUUGUGGAUGCAUUUCAAGGCAUUUUCUCAUUUUCUCUGGAAAAUGAGAAGGUAGUAAAAUUGUUUCCAGUUGGUGACGGAUUUGAACCGGUGUUCUUGAAUGACCUGGAGGUUCUUUCUAACGGAAAUAUUUUCGUAUCAGAGACGAGUGUAAAGUACUCAUUGGAGCAAAUUUUGGGCGAACUCAUGGAAUCGAGACCAAAUGGUAGAUUGUUACUGGUCGAUCCCACAAACGGCAGAUGGAGGCUAUUUGCUGAUGGACUUCAUUUUCCCAACGGUGUCCAAUUACAUCGUGAUGGCAAAUCUGUCCUAGUUGCCGAAACUACCCGAGCCCGAGUAGUUCGAAUUCCUCUGGAUGGCAGAAGUCCCAGCACUGUGUUUGUCGAUGGUCUUCCUGGCUUUCCGGACAACAUUCGUCUGAGUCCACGUGGUGGCUAUUGGAUUCCGGUGAGCAAUGUUCGCAACGGUUCUCUGUUCUCUUGGGCAACAGAGUUUUCGUCCAAUUGGCCGGUGAUUCGACAGUUUGCACAUAGAGUAAGUCCUUACGGUAGUGUAUGUAUCAAAUUGUAUACUCUUAAACGACUAACUGCCGUGUGA